AUUUCAUGAAGUUUGUGGUAAUAUCAUGAAACUCAUUCUCAAGAUGUAGUCAGAUGGCUGAAUUUCCUGCAUUUUUAGUGGAGAACACUUUAAUGAGGUGUCAUUAGUAUUGUAAAUUUGUACAAAGUUUUCAAUUACACCUUUUUUGUAUGUGUUAAGUUUCAAAUUAUUCUUUGAUUUUUUAAAAAAAUUGCUUUCUUCUUUUGUUAUUGUUGUAUCAGUUGUAUUUGAUGGUAAUUGUGUUUCUUUAUGGUUUUCCCAAGUUUUGUUUUUCCUCACUUUGAAAAAAGUGCACUGUGGAUUUUGGGGUAUUUUGCUCUCCAGAAGUGAGAUUGUGUAAAGUGUGAAAAUUCCUACUGCAAAGACUUUGCCAGAUUACUCAAACUGAUUUAAAAUGUGUUAACUUUCUAGUAUUGUAGGUUUAAAACCACACUAGAAUGUCUUCAUUUUUUUUCUAUUUCUCUUUUGAUCUACAAACAGUUUUAGAGUAGAGUGGACAGAGAAUUCCCUUGAUAAAGAGUUAGAGUUGAUCCCAUUUAAAAUCCUGGGAAAUAUAGGAAAAAGUAUCAUACAGCUAUUUAGAGAUAGUAUUGCUUAUUGAUAGUGUUCCACAAUUAUAACUUCUUUGAUUUUAGAUGACUGCUUUGUGUUUUGAUCUAGUUCUUGAAGGAAUAUAAAAAUGCCAUUAGCACAGGCCUUAUUUCUCCUAAAAGAUGAUCCUUCAUCUGAAAACUGGAAUGAGAAUCAUCUUAUGAUAGUCUGUUCUAAUAGGUAAAAAGUUUUCUGUUGGAACUUACUAAGGUAAAUUCUGAUUAUUUUGAAAACUAAUGAUGUUUUAAUUAAUGCACAGAGGUCAAAAUGCGUAAGAUCUUGUUGUGGAGUCUCCUAUUGAUUUUUUCUGGAAGUCAAGCCUCAAGACCAUUGGCUCAAAGAAAUAUCGAAUUUGCAGUGGACCUUUAUCAAGCUAUUUCUUUAUCUCACGAGAACAACAUUAUAUUUUCCCCUCUGGGAACAGCGUUGGGUCUUGGGAUGGUACAACUGGGAGCAAAAGGAAAAGCACAACAGCAGAUAAGACAAACUUUAAAACUUCAGGAAACCUCAGCUGGGAAAAUUAAAGACAUGUUUUCAGAGGAAGACUUUGGUCCUCUGACUCGGCUUGUCCUGGUGAAUGCUGUUUAUUUCAAGGGUGAUUGGAAGCAGAAAUUCACAAAAGAGAGCACACAGUUGAUGAAUUUUACUAAGAAAGAUGGUGCAGCAGUCAAAAUCCCAAAGAUGAAGACUCUUGUGAGAACAAAAUAUGGUUAUUUUUCUGAAUCGUCCAUGAACUACCAGGUUUUGGAAUUACCUUAUAAAGGUGAUAAGUUUAGUUUAAUCAUCGUACUUCCUGCAGAAGACGUGCACAUAGAAGAAAUGGAAAAGCGAAUUACUGCUCAUCAACUCCUCAAAUGGCUCUCCGAGAUGCAAGAAGAGGAAGUGGAAGUAAGCCUCCCUAGAUUUAAAGUAGAACAAAGAUUAGACUUCAAAGAAGCUCUGUAUUCUUUGAAUAUAACUGAGAUAUUUAGUGGUGGCUGUGACCUUUCUGGAAUAACAGAUUCAGCUGAAGUGUUUGUUUCCCAAGUCAUGCAGUAUGUUUUUUUUGAGAUAAAUGAAGAUGGCAGUGAAGCCGCAACAUCAACUGGCAUGAACAUCCCUGUGAUCAUGAGUCUGGCUCAAAACCAAUUUAUAGCAAAUCAUCCAUUUCUGUUUAUUGUGAAGAAUAACCCAACAGAAUCAAUUUUGUUUAUGGGAAGGGUGACAAAUCCUGACACCCAAAAGAUGAAUGGAAGAGAUUUAGAUUCACUGUGAUUGAAAAGAACAGCCUCAGAACAUAAGAUGAUUCCUGAAAAAUAGUUGAUUGGCAAAAUAGCAUCAUUGUGCAAGUAUUUUCUACAUAUCUUUUUCUGUUUUAACUAUGUGUAUUAAUCUGUACUGAUAUAGAUCUAUAUUAAUGAG
This is a messenger RNA of Lutra lutra (Eurasian river otter), 1992 nucleotides long. It is a transcript of the gene SERPINI2, whose product is annotated as serpin family I member 2. The record is from RefSeq and is a predicted model, not a curated record. NCBI's taxonomy places the organism in Eukaryota, Metazoa, Chordata, Mammalia, Carnivora, Mustelidae. The transcript is spliced from 7 exons. Gene Ontology annotation, molecular function: serine-type endopeptidase inhibitor activity. The coding region runs from base 859 to 1845 and encodes 328 amino acids. Gene Ontology annotation, biological process: negative regulation of endopeptidase activity.